UAGACGUUCGUGAUCACGACGAGGCGACUACUACAGUACACUUGACAUAGCCAAGUUAGUCGGCUCGCCACGCUCUGAACUCUACGUUCCGUGUCUAUCCCGUUGACACUUACUGUCGUUCUGUGUCUUACAACUAAUUAUGUCCGAUGUUGGUUCCCGUAUAUCGCGUAUGGAAUAGUGAUAAUAUCGUCAAACGAAAGUUAAAAAAGUGUCUAAUUGUCAUGAGACAAAAAUUGACUAUAAAUAAGAAGGUACUGCGAGUAUUUUUCAUCAGAUAAUGUACCACAAAAUCAGAUAAGGCUGUGAACUGUGAUAACUAAAUUUUUAUGUAAUGUGCUGUUUACUUUUUAAGUUUUCAAGGUAGACUUCUAUUUUUAAUUCAAUGUAAGGAAAUGCGGAGUUAUACACAGCAUUUUUCAAUCAAAUUUGGUUCGACUUUAUUCUGAUACAAUGUUAUCAGUCGUGAGUGCCGCCGGCGUGAAUGCGGCGGCAGGAAUGGGCGGCAUGGAACGUUUGGGAGGCGGCGCAAAUAGUAACAGCGGAAGUGUAGUAAGUAACGGCAAUAGUGCAACGACGGUAGCGACAUCUAGAGAUCACAGAACGCAGGUACGUAGGCUCCACGCGGCGACGAACCGUAUCGACCAUCAUUCGACAACAGCCGAUAUCACCAUCAAUUUACCGCCGAGUAUAGAACUGCCCGACGGCGAAGAACAUCCCUUUACGUCGGCGAGGUUACAUAUUCGAGAUGCAGAACAAGAAUCCGAAAUAUACCAGAAGUGCAUCCGACCGCCACCGAAUCGCACAGUAUUAGAAAGCGAAUCCCCGCCCCCGUACCGAUCCUGUUCCGCCGGUAUGUUAUCAACUUCUUCGUCGACGAGCAGCGCCAACAGCGAUUGGUCGACUUCUUCGAAUCCCCUCGUAGUGCGGUGCCAUUCGAUGUCGUCAACUUCAUCAAAACCAACAAACCACUCAUCUCAUAGUGUAACUAUACAAAAGACUGAUUUUUUACAAAGAACUGUUAAAAUAUUUACGGGAGGCGGUAAAAAAACCGCUUCGCAGCAGACUGUUUAUCAACCGCCGCCAGCUCCGACGUUGCCCGUCGUUAUUGUACCGAACGUCGUGAGGAGCCAAAGGGUCGUCAACAAACCGCCCGCCGAUGUUUGACCAUACGUCCCUUCUUAGCUGAUGACAUUUUGUGUGAAUUCAUGUUUUUUUGAUUCCAUGGGUUUCGCCUCGUUUUGCGUCGUAGGUUAAUUUGAUGCGCCUGUCAAAUUUAUUAUUUUUUUUUCCAAAUUCAAGGCAAAGAAAAACGUUAAAAACAACAAGGAAACUUAAUACAUUCCUAUAUUUUAAUCCAUAGCGGAAAUAAAAAAAGAUUUUCAAUAAUUCGCUUUUUAUCGCUAUCUACGAUGUAUGUAUGUAUGUGUGUGUGUUUAUAUACGUAUGUGAGUAUACGGGGUGUCCCACGAAAAGUUAAAACUAUCUGUAUAUAUGACAAAAUACUCAAUGGUCAAAUCAUGAAAAUUUCUUAAUUUGAGUUUUCGGAUACGAUCUACCUUAAAUCGACUGUAACUUUGUUAUUUUCAAUGGAACAUCCUGUAUAUUAAUACAUUUUUGAAAUCUACGUAAAAUUUUAGUAUACUUUUGUCUGGAAACUUUUUCCAAAAAAAUGCAUACUUUUCGAGUUAUUAAUUUUUUUGUAAAAAAUAAAUUAUUUUUUUACGAGGAUACCCUUAAAUAUAUGAAAAUCGUUUUUAUUCGGUUGCUUUUCGCAAGGUCAGUCGUAUUUGAAUCUAUGUUAAAAAAUGUCUCAUUUUAUACAGGGUGUGUAUGAAAAGUCUUCAAAGUUUAACUUCUUAAAUAUCAAGUUUCUUUAUUUUUUUAAAUAGAAUCACCCGGUAUUUUCUAUUUUAUUGCAUUCAGGGGUACAAUUAUUUAAAUUUGCUUUUAAUACAUGGUGAAUAUAACAAAGUACUGUAAUUUAUACGCUGCUAUUUACAUAAAUUUCGUUAUUAAAUUGAGAACCAGCCAUUUUAACUAUUUUCGAAAGUAUCAACAAUUGACUAAUGACAGUUAAAUAAGUGCCAAGUGUCAAAGCUUACUAAAAGUAUACAUAAAAAAUUAAAACUUGUUAAAAAAUACAAUAAUAAUUUAAAACCUCAAAUAAAUCGGAAACGACUGAAAGUUGGAAUAGAAUUAGUAAAUACAAUUUGAUUUGAUUUUUUUUACAUACCUUGACAAAAUAAAAAAAAAUAAUUUUUUAUUUCUUAGUGCUUGUAUCAACCGGUCAAAAUAAAAUGUAGUCCACACCUGCAUCUCUAAACAUUCACAGAAAACAUUUAAUAUCGGUAUAACCGGGUGAUUCUAUUUAAAAAAAUAAAGAAAUUUGAUAUUUAUAAAGUUAAACUUUGAAGAUUUUUUAUACACUCCCUGUAUAUAAUGAAAAAUUUUUCAACGUAUAUUCGAAUACGUCUCAUUUUACUAAAAGCAUUCGAAUAGAAACCAUUUUCAUAUAUUUAAGGAUAACUUCGUAAAAAAAUAAUUUAUGAAGGUGCAACGGAUAAAUUUUUUUAUAAAAAAAAUUAAUAACUCGAAAAGUAUGCAUUUUUCGAAAAAAAGUUUUCAGACAAAAGUAUACUAACAUUUUACGUAGAUUUCAAAAAUGUAUUAAUAUACAGGGAGUUCUAUUUAAAAUAACAAAGUUAUAGUUGAUUUAAGGUAGAUCGUAUCCGAAAACCAAAACGUAAAAAUUUUCAUGAUUUAACUAUUAGUAUUUUGUCGUAUACAGAUAGUUUUAACUCGUCAUGGGACACCACCCUGUAUACCUAUCAUAUAAAUUUUAUUUUAGAAUUGAGAAUUUUUCUUCGGAUAUUGGAAAUUUUACGUUAGAAAUGAGAAUUUCACUUUAUAUGUACUUCUGCAUAGAUAAAUAUUUUGGCAGAUCACAUUUCACAAUUUCGACAAUCGAAAAAUGUUAAAAUUUCCUCGUCUCGAGUGAAAUUUCCUCUUCCGACGUGAAAUUUUCCAUUCAAUUCAACUGUCACCGAGUAUAAAUGUUGUUGGAAAUCUUUUUUUAUUAUAAUAAUUUGCCAUUUUCGAUCAAAAAACACACAGAACAAAAAAAUAUAAAAAACGAUUAUUAAAAUCGAAAUAAGCCACUCAAAUAUUGGUACAUACCAAAAAGUACUUGUUGUUAACGAUUCUUGUCUAAAUCUUGUGCUAGUUCAACGAAUUCUUCGUAUAUUUUGUAAAUUAACGAAAACUUUUUGCUCAUAUCUUUUGACGAUUAAUUUUUUUUUCGUAAAUUGAUAUAUGACUGCCAACCGAAUGAAAACGAAACUCUAAAAACUUCAAUCGCGUAAUUUUUCUAUGCUUUAAAUCGCAUCCACUCACUCUUAAGGGGUUAGGGGUAGUCAGAGGCACGAAAAAAUGAGAAUUUUCAGUAUUUUUUGCUAUUAAAUCGUUUUAUUUUACAAAAGUAGUUAUAUGGCAUUAUCAUACAAUGUUUUGACUUGAAGUCACGAAAAUUUAAAAAAAAAAAAAAUUUAAUUUCCAAAGUUAUAGCUGUCUGUGUUGACCCAGUUCCAAAAAAAGGUCCUUGCGGUGACAAUCAUAAGUCCUUGGAGAUUCAGAUAAAAAAUGAACUUUUUCAAUUAUAGUCUAGUCUACCAGCUCAAAUUAAUUCGACAUAUUAAUAUAGUCCAGUCGGAAAGACUACGAAAUCGAUUUUUCGCCAUACAUGGCCGAAAUUAUAUGGUAAUAAUCGCCCUGAUAUCUGAUCAAGUUGUUUAAAUAAUUUUGAUCCAAAUUUUCAAUCAUCGACAUCUCUUACAAUUGUUCAAGUUUCCAUCCAACUCAAGGUUCUAAAACACUCAUGAACAUUUAAUCAUCUUCUAUCUAACAGUACCAAUGUUGAGCUAGCUCUUAAAGAUAAUCCUCGCAACAGUACGUUACAACGUAAAUUCCUCUCACCAUAUCUUCAAUAAAUACUCGGAAUCUUUAUAUUUUCUUUCAGUUUUGAUUUCCAAUACCUCACCAAUUGGUAUUACAGCUCCAAACUGUUUAGUUCUCCACCAAAGUUCCCUAUUCUCACAUAGUUUCUUUGUUUGUAACUCGAACUGGUGAACUUGAUCAGUCCAUCUGAUUCUUUUUCUAUUGCUUCUCUUCUCUAGGAUUAAAUGAACCGGACGAUGUUUUCAUUGCCUAUUUUUUCUCUAUCAUUUACGAUUUACCAUUCGUCCAUAUUUUCUUCUGAUGAUAUUUCUCUCAAAAAUUAUCAAUCCUUCUUAGUCUGCCUUAAGUUACGAUUGGUCUAAUUGAAUUCUUUAAUUUUUUCUUCUUCUUGAUUUAUUGACAGUUUCUGAAAUUUUACCAUCUAUUAUUACAUCUUUCACUUUCCUACUAUCUUCCGAUACAUCUUCAUAAAUACAGUUUUACAUUAUAUUUCUACAUCUUUGAAAAGUUCUAUCAGUACGAGGACUGGUGUUAUUAUAAAAAUUAUUCUACAUUCGAAUGUUCCCCUUCAAAAUACCCUCCUUCCCUCGCCACUCACCUAUCCAUACGUUUUUUCCAUUGAUCGAAGCAGUGCUGGAAGUCUUCUUCGGUGAGGAUCUUCAGGAGCUCUGCUUUACCGCUUCCAUAGACUCAAAUCUGGUCCAUUUCAAAGCAAAUCUUGUUCUAAACUUUCAAGGAAAUCUGAGCAAACCCGUUGACGCAAGAUCUUUUGGUUAGGAGUCAGAUUUUUUGGUACUAGCUUCGCACAGACUUUUGUCUGUAUCUUUAUCGACGUUUACCUCAUCGGUAAACAUCCGGAUGCUCAUUCGACGAUCUGCACUUACUAUUUGGUUGAUUUUGGACACUAUUUCCGGAGUUGAAGGCGACCUGUGUGGCCUUUUGCAACAAUUUAUAGCAAUUUAUAUCGGUCUAAAGGGCCCUCUAGACGCGCAGUCUCGUUAUUUAAUAGCCAGACCUCGUAUUUCUUUAUUUCUAACUAUUUGCCACCUAGUACAAGAUUUUUGCGGUGUCAUCAUUUUUAAUGUUAUAUUAAAUUAUAUUUUCUAAAAAUUCCAACAAGGUUCCACUACUAAAAAAAUAAAAAUUAUCCAAACAAAAUUAUUGAGAAAGCGCAAUCAUUAUAUAGAAACGUGAUCCCAAAAUUUCUAAUCUCUUAUUGACAAAUUUAAUUUGUUUUAAUAAUAAAUCAUCGCAAAAAUUGCCAACUAAUGUUGUCUUGAUAUUGUUUUUAAAUAUUAAUAUCGUUUCCUGUAUCUAAUUGUUUUCAAUUCGAAAAAUCUUCAGGUUGAGUUUACUUAUCGUCGACGAAGUUCUAUUCCUCGCAUUGGGGGAUACGUGCAUGCCUCUAAUUGUGUUUACCGUCUGCUCCACGUCGAAUAUAAUACGAUGAAAUAUUUCUCUUCCAUCAACAAAAGUCAAUUUUCUCAUUAUACCAAAUUGUGUCUUUUUAAAAGAUGCAAUAAAUUUCUUAGUUUACAAUAAAAAAAAAAAAUGUAAUCGUCACGAGAUGUACAUAGUGCAAUUGUUAAAAGUAGUUACAUUGAAAAAAAAAGUUUUCGUUAUAAAUAAUUAAAAAUAUCUUUUGAUGAAAAGAUAAAUUUCUGUGAGUAACAAACCAUAUUUUUUAUAGAAAAUUAAUUAUUUCUACAGCACGCGUUCUAAUAUAAUAAUUUUUCCGCGCAAAUUUAAAUCAUUUGCGCUAAUAGUCGAUAGACGUUGUGGUUGGGUUCAUAAAAGCGAGUAAGAUAUUAUUUGAUGCAAAAUCUCAUUCUUUAUGCGCAUUUCAUCACUUUUCCUUUGGAAAUAUAUUUGCAGAUAUAUAAAAACGAUACUUUGCGCAAAAUGUAAACGAAUUAGAUAAUUCUACUGGUAAUUUUCAUUGCGCAAUUAUUUAAUGUUCCGUAAAACAAUAAAACAACUACUUCUCAGUUGCUUGGGUCUCAACGAUUUGCGCAAUAUUCUCGACAAUUUAUGCAAAUUUGUUGAUCCUCAACAUUUUGUGCAAAUCAGUGGGAUUUCAAUAAUUUGAAAAAAAUUGUUAUUGCUGAACUUACUGAAUUUGCGCAAUAUUAUUCAAAAAUUCCCAUGCAAGUACUUUUAGAACAAUUACCACGCGCAAAAAAUAGUGCGGAAUUUGAAUAAUACGCGCAAAUUUAUUAUUGGUUGGCAUUUUACGUAAACUUGUUGAUUCUCGAUAAUUUGCGCAAAUUUAUAAUUGCGCAACUCACUAAAUGAAAUUGUAAAUUUUCGCAAUAUUUUUAGUAAAAGCUUCCUUAAUAAGUUUUAAAGCGGAAUAUCGACAAUUUGCGCAAUUUUGUUGACUGUUGACAAUUUGCGCAAUUCGUAUAAUUUGCGCGAUAUUCUUAGUAUGACAAUACUUUUCUAAUAAUGAUCAAUAUGCGCGCAAAAAAUAAUAUUAACGGUACAUCGACAGUCUAUGUAAAUAUGUUGGAUUUCAAUAAUUUCAAAAAAUUUGUUAUUGCUCAAUUCCUCAAAUGGAAUUCUUGAUUUGCGCAAUAUUAUUCAAAAAUUCCCAUUUAAGUACUUUUAGAAUAAUUAUCAAACGCAAAAAAUAGUGCGGAAUUUCAAUAAUAUUCGCAAAUUUAUUGUUGGUCCCCGAUUUGUGUAGACUUGUAAUUGCGCAACUCACUAAAUGAAAUUGUAAGUUUUCGCAAUAUUAUGAGUAAAAGCUCUCUUAAUAAGUUUUAAGCGGAAUUUCGAGAAUUUUUUGCAAUUUUGUCGACUGCCGACAGGAAAAUAUGUACAAGACAAAAAUACUUUCUUUAUUCGAAAUUUUGCGCAAAUAUCAAUAUGUGCAAUAUUAGUAUUGUUAAUGCGCAACUCAUUUAUAAAUAGUUGAGGCGCUGUAAAUCAAUUUUUAUUCAAGUUUCAAAAAUUUGCGCAAUAUGGGUAUAGGUAAUUCAUGUAAGUAUUUUUUGAAUGAUAUUCAAAAGUGCCCAAGAAAAUAGUUUUAAUAAAGAAUCUCGAUAAUUUGCGCAAAUUAGUUAUUUCGUAAUUCAUUAAAUUAAUUUUUAAAUUAAAUUUUUCCUUAUCAAAUUGCGCAAUAGUACUAAGAAUUACAUAUACUCAAACCGAUUAUGGCGAUCUAAAAAAUUUCCAAUGCGCAACUAUUUGAACAAAAUAUGCGCUUUUAAACGAUAUACAUCACUUUUAUUUGCGCAAAUAAAUAUGUGGUCGAGCAGUUAUUAUAUUGCGCAAUAAAUAUAUUUUCGUUAAAAAUGUAGACGUGCGCACAUUAUGAGCUUUUGAAAUUGGCAGUGAAACAUUUCUAUUAAUAAAUUAAUAACAUCUGCGCAUGUAAAUUUUUUACUGCGGAAAUAAAAUAAUUUGAAUCUUCACUUUGCUAUUGUGAAUUUAUUAUCAAAAUAUGGUUUGUUUCAAAUUUGUGACGCAGAGGCGCGAAUUUCAACAUCAUGUUUGUUUACGACGACAAUGGGGAAAGGAGAAGGGGGUGAUUAGCAACGACUUUUAAGGACGUUUAGUAUUUUUUUAUUAAAAAGCGUAUUUAUCACAAGAUAGAUAAAACACUUUUUUCAAAUGUGGUAUACACAUGUGUAAAAAUUAAUUAAAUCCAACAAAAAAAAACCAUUUAAUAAGAAAUAAUGUAAGUCAUUAAAAAUCUAGUUAAAAGUGAAAUAUCUGCGCGUGCGCGAUCGGUCGUGCCAAAUGUCUAUAUUGUUUUUGUGUACUGUGUACAUGGAUUUUGUUCUAUAAGCAAUGCAAUUUUUUUCUUAGUGUAAUCUAAUCAUUAUUUCGGAGGCUGUUUUCUUUUUUAGUUUUCAUUUUCAAAAGAAACGUAAAGCCACAGCUAAGAGUGUUUUAUUUGAGGCAUAAAAUAUCAUUAUAAUCCAAUAAGAUGGAGCCUUAAUUUAUGAAAAUAUUCAUCACGCGAGAAUGUGAACAAGAACUAAUUAAAACUAAUUUGAAUAUAUUGAAAACCUAAAUUCAAUUUAUAUUCUUUGAAACUAUUCAAUCACAAAAAGGCGAGAUGAAUUUAUGUAUCUAACUUAUAUUUAUACACUUACACACUCAACUAUUCACACUUAUCAUUUAAUUUAUUUGAAUACACCGUUUAGUUCAUUUAUCACUGAUAUAUUUAUUUCGAUAUUUAAUUAUUGACUGACCCACCGCUGGCAAAUUUCUCCUUUAUAUAUUGAAAUAAUUUCUAGAACCUUCGACCUCUGAAAGUCUCCGUUUUAGGCGUUCUCAACAAUUGUCUCUAUUGAAACAAUCACAAAAACAUAAUCUAGUAGCGCGUAUUGUCAAUAUUUAACUAAACUGGUCUAUUGUGAUCUCCCGCCUUAUAUUCGUUCUCUAGAACAUGGUAGAAACUUCUGUCUAGUUAUUUCUAGAUACAAUACAUUAAAUUAUAACCGACGCCUUUAGUUGGCGUGCGGCUGUUCACCAGUCACAAUUGUGACAUUUUGAAAAGAAUAAUUUUUAAUACAACUUUUUCUCCUCAAAUGAUUUCGUAUACUAUAAACCUUUUAAAUGUAUCGCUCAAUUUUAUUGGAUUAUUAUUUUUAAUUAAAAAAAAAAUUAUAUUUUUCAUAUUGAUAACUUUGUCAAUACCAGUUGCCUACAUUAAACUAGUCCAUAAUUUUAAAAAUUAUCUCAUUUAUGUAUCUGCAACCGGAAUUUACAAAGUAUCACAUUAUUGUUGUUUUUGUUAUUUAAUUAUAAUUCAGCUUACACUAAGAAAAAUAUCUCAAUAUCCCGUCGUAGUAAAAACAGCAAUUCUAUUAAAUUAAUAAUAAAUUUAGUUUCAAAUGAUACACUCUUAUUGCAAAUAUAAAGUUGGAUACUCAAAAAAUUGAUUCAUUAUGAAUUUUAAUUUAAUGCCUCUAAAGUACAUUUGGUAUAUGAAUUUUCCUUUUUUUUCUGCUAUUCCCAGUAUCACAAUAACGUUCAAAUAGUUAUUUACGUAACGAAAGUGUAAAAUAAUCUUUUUGCGACGAUCGCAUGAGUCGAAAAAAGGCCUUUACACACGAAUUGCAUACAAUAUUUUUUCAUAAUACAGAAGAUUUUCCUUGUAAAGUAUAUUUUAAUCAAGAUUAGAACAAAUUAAAAAAAACGAAAGACGAAUUUAUGGUCCCAGGUUAAAGUCGCGCUGAUAUACCAGUCUUCAUUUUUCCAUUUAUGUAUUAAUAAUUAUUUUUAGGUGGCAUUUAUAUAUGUCGAAGAGAAGAGUUAUAAAAUUUAACAACAAAAAUUCGUCUGUUGUUUUAUCAAUUUCUUCUAAUAGUCAUUAAAAUGUUCAAAAUAUUAAAGAAUGUAUAAAAUAAUUAUAAGGAGAAUCACCAUCAAAUUUCUGUAUUUUGAUUAAAUGUUCGUUAGUAGAAAAAAUUUUUGUAUGCAAUUCGUUUGUAAAGGCCUUUUCUCGACUCAUGUGUUUGUCGCUACUUUACACAUUUGUUACAUAAAUAACUAUUUUUAAAGUUUUUAAUAUCUAAUGACUCGGUUCUAUAUAUCUAUCAAAUUAUUACGUUCAUCUUGUUAUAAAACGUCAAAUUUAUAUGACAAUUUCGCAAAAUAUUUUAUACAAAUUCACUUUCAGGUUUUUAAAACGUAAAUUUUCUAUUAGUGAAAAAUAAAGAUUCACAACAAUGUAAAAAAACAUAGAGAAUUAGCACAGCAAAAAAAUUAUAUUCAUUUAUUGUAAACUGCGACAUAAUUAGAAAACUUGGCAACGUUGUAUCUUAUUUUAUAAAUAAUAUGUUUAUUUAUGGUUGUUUCAAACUGUUAAUUUAAUAGUAUAAAAAAGAAUUAUUAAACUAAUAUAAAUAAUGAUAAUUUUCAAUAAAAUCUUCAAAUUUCUACUCAAUUUUUUAAUUAUUUCAGUUUUAUUUUGUUAUAAUUUUUUUGUGUAUCCAACGCUAUUAUUUUUAUAUGUUAAUUUGUUAUUUUAUAAAGAUGUAAUCUCUCUAAAAAUAAAAAGAGAUAGAAUUAGACUAAAAAGAAAGUAAACAAAUAUAAAAUAUAUUACUUUUUUUUGAGAGCCAAGAGAUUAUAAUUAUUUUAAUUUUUAUUUAUUUAUUUUUUAAAUAAACGUAUUUA
Diorhabda sublineata is the source of this 10092-nucleotide messenger RNA. RefSeq lists its product as uncharacterized. The record is from RefSeq and is a predicted model, not a curated record. Gene Ontology annotation, molecular function: R-SMAD binding. Gene Ontology annotation, cellular component: early endosome membrane; Golgi membrane. Bases 451 to 1164 code for a protein of 237 amino acids. The transcript is spliced from 4 exons. Lineage: Eukaryota; Metazoa; Arthropoda; Insecta; Coleoptera; Chrysomelidae. Gene Ontology annotation, biological process: negative regulation of transforming growth factor beta receptor signaling pathway.